GCCAGACGUGCCUGGAGUCACAGGGUAAAACGCGUCGCUCCCCUCCACCCCCUCGCUCACAUUUAACCCAGCCUGCAGCCUUCCAAUUACUUCUCCUCAGCUCGCCGGCGCAGGGGCGCCCCUCUCCAGCCGCCGCUCGAGCGCUGCCAAGGAGCCGGGGAGGACAUGACCAGCUGCCGCUGACUUGACUUGACUUGACUUGACUUGACUUCGCCCAGCGCAGCCCUCGGCAUCCCCUGCUCGCGCCCGGUCCGGCGACUGGGGUGGGAGGCGACCCGGGUCUCUCAUUGGCUUCGCCUUGAGUGGAAGGGCUGUUCCGGCCGGCCGGGUGCCAAGCGAGCCUUCGGAGAAGCCGAAAGCCCAUGGAGCGGAUCCCCAGCGCUCAGCCUCCUCCCGCUGGUCUGGGCAAGCUGGCUGCGCUAGAGAACGGCGACAUGUCCGGGUUGGACUUUGCUCACAUGUAUCAAGUUUACAAGCCCAGAAGAGGAUUGAAAAGAGGGGACGACAGCAAGGAGACCUAUAAGUUGCCUCACAGGCUGAUUGAGAAGAAAAGGCGUGAUAGGAUUAAUGAAUGCAUUGCCCAGCUGAAAGAUCUUUUACCAGAACAUCUCAAACUUACAACUUUAGGACACUUAGAAAAAGCUGUUGUUCUUGAACUUACGCUGAAGCAUGUCAAAGCAUUAACCAGUCUCAUUGAACAGCAGCAACAGCAGAUCAUAGCUCUCCAGAAAGGCUUACAUGCUGAUGAGCUGCCAUCACGGAGUCUUGAAUCUAGCCAAGAGAUAUUUCGGUCUGGGUUCCAGAUGUGUGCCAAAGAAGUGUUGCAAUACCUGGCCAAGCAUGAAAACACCAAGGAACUGAAAUCAUCUCAGUUCAUGACCCACCUGCACAGAAUGGCAGAAGCCCUGCAGAGUGGAAUCAGCCGAAAGCCUGGAGAUGCCAUCCCAAAACUUACAGAUCUGAAGGAGAAAUCUGUAUCUCUGACCAAAGCUGCUGAGGCACAUGGGAAAAACUGUGUGCCUGUGAUUCAGAGAACUUUUGCCCACUCCAGUGGAGAGCAGAGUGGUAGUGACACAGACACAGACAGUGGAUAUGGGGGCGAACUAGAAAAAAGUGACUCUAAAUCUGAUCCACAGUAUUUUAAAAAGGACACGGAGCUCAAGUAUGCUGCCCAAGAGAGAAUCAGCUCUAUUAAACAAGAAAACGAGGAUCCGCCAGCAAAACGGACCAGGAUGGACAUGUCAGAGGAUGAAGACCAUUUUAGUAAUAACAUACUUGGCUCUUCCUCCAACAGCUGCUUAGGUCCACACCCCCACCAGCCUCCCUUGUGUUUGCCUUUUUAUGUUUUCCCUCCCUCAGCGACAGCCUACCUGCCUAUGUUGGAGAAGUGUUGGUAUCCGGCCUCUGUGCCUAUCUUGUAUCCAAGCCUCCCAACAUCCACUGCAGCACUUUCAGGGUUAAUGAACCCAGAGAAAAUGUCUUCUCCUUUGCUACUGCCUCAUCGACUCCCUUCACCUAUACCAUCCCAUUCCCCCAUGGACUCUACUGCUUUGCUUCAAGCUUUGAAGCAGAUGUCUCCUUUGGAUCUGGAAACCAAAGACUAAACAAGAAGAGCCUUUCUCUUGAGAUCUUUUGUUCCAUUUGGUUGAGUUUGAAAUUAUUUUGGAUUUGUCCCCAUUCUAAACAGUCUGAAUGAAGAGGGAGGGAGGAAUAUCAUGUAUGUUUACGGAAGCCCAAGUCCUAGAAAAGAUUUCAAAGAUGCGCCCCAGUUAGUGAAAAAGAGGAGAGGUGUAUGUGAUUGUUAUAUUAAAAUAACGUUUGGAUACGCUUUUAACUUUCAGCUAUCUGAGAAACAAGUCAGCUAGGAUUAUAUUUUGAAGCUGUGAAGGAAAACAAAAAGAUUAAACAGAUUUAGAGAGUGUGCAGAAAGAAAAAUGUGGUACGUCUGAUGAGGACUUUUCAGGUAAUGAACGAAGGAGUCAAAAAAAUCAGAGUUGGACACAGUGGGUUCCCUAGCCUUCUGGUGCCAUUAGUAUCUGAGAUCUGUAACUUAACAUCUAGAUACAUACACAUCUAUUAUAACAUUGCUAUGAAUCCUUUUAGUAACAAUCAUAGACUAGUAAAGCACAGUAAGUGGUUCAGGGAAAUUUUGAGACUAGUUUCUUGCCCACUUCUGCUGAAUACAGCCCUCCC
Molecule: messenger RNA, 2193 nt
Organism: Python bivittatus (Burmese python)
Lineage: Eukaryota; Metazoa; Chordata; Lepidosauria; Squamata; Pythonidae
Gene: BHLHE40
Product: basic helix-loop-helix family member e40
Biological process (GO): regulation of DNA-templated transcription
Molecular function (GO): protein dimerization activity; DNA binding
Source: RefSeq, a predicted model, not a curated record